Molecule: messenger RNA, 1007 nt
Organism: Folsomia candida
Lineage: Eukaryota; Metazoa; Arthropoda; Collembola; Entomobryomorpha; Isotomidae
Exons: 5
Coding region: 161-499 (112 amino acids)
Source: RefSeq, a predicted model, not a curated record
UAUUUAGUGCAUCCUCGUUGUCCAUCGCGAUCUCUAAAUCAUUCUCAGUCUAUUUUGUCCUAAUUUUGUCCAAAGAACGACAUUAAAUUCAACAAUUUUAAAUUCAACUGCUUUAAUUUUAUUUUGAUCAUCUUUUGCAACACACAAAUUUUACGGAAAGAUGUCUAGCUCCCGUUCUUCUUCGCCCUCCAGAGCUAUCAGCUCGGCAAAAGUAACCCUGCAACUCGUCGCCCUCGGCGUCCUGACCGUUCUCGCGGCCGGCCUGAUUUACGAAACUGUGCUGAUAAUUUUUAACAAAGUUUUGGGCCUGCUCAUCCUCUACGUAAUUGGACGCCUCGUGUACGAGUGGAAUCCCAAUAUUUUCUUUGUGACACCCUUCCUCUCGUACAUUCGAAUGGCUCUCAGCUUCCUUCUUCUCAUCAGUACUGAGACGAUCGGGAACUUUUGCACGUACGUUGCCGCAGAAUUAUACAAGAAUAAGGAUUGGGCGAGAGAAUGAUCCAAAUGUCUACAACUUUGUCAAGCUGAAAAAUAAUGCAGAACAUGAAAUUCAGGAAUGCCCGGAGUACCAAAUAGUUUUUAUUUUAUCUUUUUUUUGUCGGAAUAGACAGUACAGUAUUUUUUAUUUUGAAAUUGAAAUUUCUCAACGCCACGAAUAAAAUUAGUAGGGAAACCGUAAUUACUUGGGAUUAAUAGAUCAUUGGUCGAUGAAGGAAUUCGUAAUUUAGAUUAAUAGAUUCCUAAGACUUCAUAUCUUUCGAGUACAUUUAUGUGGAAAACUGUGGGAAAUGAUCUCUUUCUCGUACAAAUUUUUAACCACAGAUUGAAUUGAAACAACAAUCUGUUCUUAAUUUCUAAAUGUCAAAUCUCUCCCGACUUUCACUUCUUAUUCUCCGAUUCAAUCAGUAUGUAAUCAGUAAUGUCAUUUCAUAUUAUUAUUGUCUAUAGAACAAAUCGACCAAAAUAAUCUCAUAAUUUAAUAAAAACCUAUUUUGAUCCAUAAAAAA